This is a messenger RNA of Papilio xuthus (Asian swallowtail), 1312 nucleotides long. Its product is annotated as 4-hydroxyphenylpyruvate dioxygenase. The coding region runs from base 50 to 1183 and encodes 377 amino acids. Lineage: Eukaryota; Metazoa; Arthropoda; Insecta; Lepidoptera; Papilionidae. The record is from RefSeq and is a predicted model, not a curated record. Gene Ontology annotation, biological process: L-tyrosine catabolic process. The transcript is spliced from 4 exons. Gene Ontology annotation, molecular function: 4-hydroxyphenylpyruvate dioxygenase activity. Gene Ontology annotation, cellular component: Golgi membrane; endoplasmic reticulum membrane.
UUUGUGUUGUGUGAAUAUUCAACAAAACUUUGGAAAAGUCUAUUGUAAAAUGACAAAAGGACAAGAAGAUAAAAAGGACGCAGCCAAGGUUUUAGAUUUCGAUCACCUUACUUUAUGGGUUGCCAAUGCUAAAACGGCUUCAAGUUAUUUUGUAAGUCGAUUCGGAUUUAAACCACUUGCUAGAAGAGAUGCGAAUGAAAAAAAUCCAGUACAAGGCUAUGCGGUUAAUCUUAAUAAGAUAACCAUAAUUUUCGAGUCUCCAACCACUUCUGAAGGCCUGAUUUCUAAAGAACUAACAGCUCACGGCGAUUUCGUCAAGGACGUCGCAUUUGCCGUCAACGACCUUGAUGAAUUGGUCCGAAAAGCAAAACUAGAGGGCGCUGAAAUCAUCAAGGGUAUUACAGAAGAGACAGACAAAGAUGGAACUCUUAGAUACGCUGUUCUGAAGACUUACGGCGACAAUACUCACACGCUGAUAGACCGAGCAAACUAUAACGGCCUUCUACUACCAGGAUACGAGCCAACAGAGAGUGACCCUCUCGUCAAACUUCUUCCAGACACAUAUCUACAAUUCAUAGACCAUGUAGAAGGUAAUCUCACUGAUGGUACCUUAGAAAGCACAACAACAUGGUACGAAAAGAAUUUGAACAUGCAAAAAUUUUGGUGCGUCGAUUACAAACACGAUUUAGUACCAUAUUCCUGCAUUAACUCCGCAUCCGUGAUCAGUCAAGAUGAAAAAGUUUUGUUAUCAUUCAACGAAGCGGCUAAAGGGUUAAAGCAAAGUAGCAAAGCUACCGAUUUCGUUAAAGCAUUGGGUACAUCUGGUGUUGAACAUAUUGCUUUAAACACAGACGACAUAAUUGCAACCAUACGUAGCUUAAAAUCUCGUGGCGCUGAAAUACUAUCCUGGCCACCAACAUACUAUGAUUUAAUAAAAGAAAAAUUAAAAGAUAGUACUGUAAACGUAUUAGAAAGCAUAGAAAUGCUUAAAGAAAAUAACAUUCUUAUUGAUUUCGAUGACCGUGGUUACAUGCUUCAAGCGUUUACCAAACACGUUCAAGCUCGUCCUACGCUGUUUCUUGAAAUUAUACAAAGAAGAAAUCAUAGAGGUUUCGGUGCUAUGAACUACAAAUGGGUAUUUGAAGCGAUUGAACGUAUAGCUUCCACAGAUAAAGAUAAUUAAUUUAAAAUGUAUAAUUCACAAAUACAUCUUUAUAUAUAUAAUUCUUCUGUGAGUGUGUAUGUCACUGAACUUCUCUCAAACGACUGGACCGAUUUUGAUGAAAUUUUUUGUGUGUGUUCAAGGGGAUCU